Messenger RNA from Elephantulus edwardii (Cape elephant shrew), 2904 nucleotides. RefSeq names its product carnosine synthase 1 (gene CARNS1). The transcript has 8 exons. Gene Ontology annotation, biological process: carnosine biosynthetic process. The coding region runs from base 106 to 2904 and encodes 932 amino acids. Gene Ontology annotation, molecular function: ATP binding; ATP hydrolysis activity; carnosine synthase activity. The record is from RefSeq and is a predicted model, not a curated record. NCBI's taxonomy places the organism in Eukaryota, Metazoa, Chordata, Mammalia, Macroscelidea, Macroscelididae.
GUGUGUCUCCUUGCCCAGUCCGCCCAAGACCCACCCCUUCUGCCACCUCAGCUCUCUCUGGAUCCACUGUGUCCCAGCUGGGACAGUCCCCUGAGCUCCAAGGACAUGGAGGAUGAGGAGGGCCCAUGGGGAGGGGGGUCUGGCCUGCCACCCACAGGCUCCCUCCCUGGCCCCUGGAGCCAGGAUGUGGACCUGGAUUGCAAGGGCUCCCCCGAGGGGGCUGAGGCCCGGUCCUGGACAGCCUACUACUACAGCCUCCUUCAGAGCUGCCUGCAGCACGCUGGCCUCCCGGAGACCCAGGACCGCAGCCAGGCGCCCCGCACAGGUCGCCCUGGGGCAGAGGUGACCCUGUGCGUUCUGGGAUCCCCCAGCACCUUCCUGUCCGUGCUGCUCGAGGGUGGGGUCCAGAGCCCGGGAAACAUGCUCCUUUGUCUGUCCCCUGCUUGGCUGACGAAGGUGCCAGCGACCGGGGAGCUGGGUGAGGCAGCCCUGCUGGUCUCCAAGGCUGUGAGCUUCCACCCAGGGGGCCUGACAUUCCUGGAUAACUUUGUGCCCCCACGCCAGGCCACCUACUUCCUGGCAGACGUGGGGCCAGGGCCUGGCUGGGGUAGAGAGGCAGCAGAGCUGGCCCGUGACCUGGCCUGCCCCCGGGGCACUUCAGCAGAGCUGGCCCGCCUGCUGGAGGACCGGCUGCUGACCAGGCGGUUGCUGGCCCGACAGGGGGGCGUGGCCGUGCCCGCUACCCUGGCCUUCACCUACAAAUCGCUGGGGCUGCUGCAGGGCGGGGAGGCCAGGCCUGGACUUCGGCUGGUGGAGCUGAGCUGCAAAGAGGGCCAGGAGGCCCUAGUGAAGGAGGAAGUGGGGGCCUUCCUGCACUCCCAGGCCCUGGGGGAUGCCCUGCAGGUGGCUGUGAAGCUCAGUGGCUGGCGCUGGCGUGGGAGGCAAGUCCUACGUCUGCACCCAAGGACGGAACUAGGUGCUGUGGUGGAUGCAGUGCUGGCCAUGAUGGAAAAGUUGGAGGAGGAGGAGAGCAUCCUAGUGGAGGCCGUGUGUCCACCUGUCUGGCUGGCCAGCCCAGAUAACCCCCCAUCAGGUCCUGAGCUGGCUGUUCGCAUCUGUGCUGUGGUAUGUUGCACCCAGGGUGACAGACCUCUGCUGAGCAAGGUGGUGUGUGCUGUGGGCCGUGCGGACCGGCCGCUGCGGCAUCACAGCUCCCUGCCACGGGCGCUGGACGUGGCCCUGGCCCAGUGCGGCCUGCGCGAGGCGGCCCAGGUGGAGGCCGUGCGGCGGCGCGUCAAGGCGGCGGCAGAGGCCGCGCUGGCCGCCGUGCUGGCCCUGGAGGCCGGCCUGAGCGCCGAGCAGCGCGGUGGACGCCACGUCCGCACCGACGUGCUGGGCGUGGACUUCGCACUGACGGUGUCCGGCCGCGAGCUGCUCCCCGUGGCCCUGGAGCUGAACAGCGGCCUGUGCCUGGAGGCGUGCGGUGCGCUCGAGGGGCUCUGGGCCGCGCGGCGUAUGGGGGUGGUGGGCGAGGAGGCGGCGGCGGCGCCCCUCGUGGAGACCAUGCUCCGGCGCUCGGGGCGCAGCCUCAUGGAGGGCAAGCAGCUGCUGCUGGUCGGUGCAGGCGGUGUCAGCAAGAAGUUUGUAUGGGACGCAGCGCGAGAUUACGGACUCAAGCUGCACCUGGUGGAGUCGGAUCCCAACCACUUUGCCUCGCAGCUGGUGCACACUUUCAUUCACUUCGACGUCACGGAGCACCGCAGGGACGAGGAGAAUGCCCGGCUGCUGGCUGAUCUGGUGCGGGCGCGCGGCUUGCAGCUCGAUGGUUGCUUCUCCUACUGGGACGACUGCCUGGUGCUCACCGCCCUGCUCUGCCAGGAGCUAGGACUGCCCUGCAGCCCGCCGGCCGCCAUGCGCCUGGCCAAGCAGAAGAGCUGCACCCAGCUGCACCUGCUGUGCCGCCGAGGCCCCCCAUGGCCAGCGCCCGCCCUGCAUGCCGUGCCCUGCUGCCCGCUGCAAAGCGAGGCAGACGUGGAGCAGGCUGUCCGCCAAGUGCCUCUGCCGGGCGUCAUGAAGCUGGAGUUUGGGGCAGGUGCGGUGGGUGUACGGCUGGUGGAGGACGCAUCGCAGUGCCAUGAGCACUUUUCCCGGAUCGUCCGAGACCUGCAAGGUGAGGCGGACCACCCUGGCAUCGGGCUGGGCUGGGGCAAUGCCAUGCUGCUGAUGGAGUUCGUGGAAGGCACUGAGCACGACGUGGACUUGAUCCUGUUUGGCGGGCAGCUGCUGGCGGCUUUUGUCUCGGACAACGGUCCCACGCGGCUGCCCGGCUUCACUGAGACCGCAGCUUGCAUGCCCACCGGGCUGGCCCCGGAGCAGGAGGCUCAGCUGGUUCAGGCGGCCUUCCGCUGCUGCCUGGGCUGCGGGCUGCUGGAUGGGGUCUUCAACGUGGAGCUCAAGGUGACCAAGGCAGGGCCAAGGCUCAUUGAGAUCAACCCACGCAUGGGCGGCUUCUACCUAAGGGACUGGAUCCUGGAGCUCUACGGCGUCGACCUGCUGCUGGCUGCCGCCAUGGUGGCCUGUGGCCUGCGGCCCGCCGUGCCCGCCCACCCGCGAGCCCGCGGCCACCUGGUGGGCAUCAUGUGCCUGGUGUCCCAGCACCUGCAGGCGCUGAGCUCCACCGCCAGCCGCGAAGCCCUGCAGGCCCUGCACGACCGGGGUGUGCUGCGUCUCAACGUGCUGGAGGAGGCCCUGGUGCCCGGCGAGUACGAAGAGCCGUACUGCAAUGUGGCCUGUGCGGGCGCCAGUCCUGCCGAGGCCCGCCACCGCUUGCUGGGCCUCUGCCAGGGCCUGGGCAUCGAUGGGCCGCACUACCCCGUGGCCCACUUUCUGUCUCACUUCAAAUAG